AUGACGGCAGUUGUAAAUGCCAUGUCAUCUCUUCAUUCGACCACAGAGACGAAACCCACUUCCCAGUAUGGUGAAGGCCUUGUUUCGGGUCUGGGGCAGUCACAGCCAACUGCCAACUUCUUCCCGCCAUGCCAACCGCCAGGCUUCAAUCCGUUCAUGUACCUCUCCUCCUAUGCUUCGCCUUCUACCCCAAAUUGUUACUCACCAACUACCAAUCCUCAACAGACAUUCCCUUCUUCGACUAAAUUAGUGAACCCGCAGUGGGAUUAUAAUGUGGAAUGUAAUGACUCGCAAGCUCUUAGAUAUGAUUUAGCUCUCGUGUGUUCUACUCCUCGUAGAUGUGGUUUAUGCGGAAAGGAGUUUGGAAUGCGUUGCCGCCUGCUUGCUCACGUGCGGCGUCACACCGGCGAGCGUCCUUUUUCCUGCGUGGACUGCGGACGCGGAUUCUCCGACGCGGGGAACCUCCAGCGCCAUCGGUACACGCACAGUUCAGAGCCUCGAUUCCGCUGCACCGUUUGCGGGAAGACGUUUAGGCAGGUACGCACUUGCGCCUACCUACUUGUUUAUGCCUAA
Molecule: messenger RNA, 573 nt
Organism: Mesocestoides corti
Lineage: Eukaryota; Metazoa; Platyhelminthes; Cestoda; Cyclophyllidea; Mesocestoididae
Source: the annotation of a GenBank genome assembly